UCAUGGCGGAGUUCGCCGAAGUCAUUUCAAGUGUUCAUUUCCUCUUUUUUGCGUAACUUAUAAGUUUUAACUUAUUGUGCAUAUAAUCUCAGAAUAUUUAUGUUUAAUUUUAUAUAUUUUAUGUUUGGUAUCAUGAACAGUUCGCCAAUGAAUUCUCCUGUCUCCGUCGCGAAGUGCUCGAAUACAUAUUCAUCCAAUCUAACCUCUGUUGACAAUGGAAUCCUAGGCCUAGACCCUAGAGUUCAUUAACGGCUGAUAAUUUCAGCCUUUUUCUCAAUUUCACCUCAUAUUUCGAAGAUAUGACAAGUAUUCGUGCAUUUUAUAUUCCAUGCGUCUUUCUAUGCCUUACAUGUUGGAUCAAUUUGUCUGUCGAAGAAGAUUCCGGAGUGAACCAACCUUUGAAUCUGACUAUUAUCAACGUAACAAACUCAUCUAUAUCGUUACGAUGGGCACCUCCCGCCAAUAUGUCAGUGCCUCUUCUUGAAUAUCGGGUUUAUGCCUCUAACACCUACAGCCGCAGCAACAUUUCCAGCAAUGUUCCUGCACAGCCAACAAACCAUUCAGUUGAAUUUACUGUGGACGGUCUUGAGUCAUUCACGCCGUAUGAUUUAUGGGUGAGAGCAGUUCUUGACUCUCGGGAGGGUGAACUUUCUACUGUUGUCAAUGCUCAAACUGAUGUCGCUCCGCCAUGUGCUCCAAGAAUCCUGAAUACAACUUGUCGAGUAGCUCACGAAUUGGCGGUUUUGUGGGAGCGUCCUGUUUGCUUCAACAACUCUCUAGACUACUACUUCAUUCUGUACCGCCCAAUGACUGUCAGUGAAGAUAAAAGUCUGGAGAUCGAGACUUCAAAAGAUGUGGAAAUACAAGAGGCUUCAGUUCCUGUGUCGGACAAUAAUACAUAUGAGAUAAAAAUAGUCGCAGCAACAAAAAGUAUCGUUCAACCAAGUCGCUUAGUUGAGGGUCCUCCGUCAGCAGCAUGGACAGUGUACUAUCAGAGCAACUGUGGGUCAGAAAGAGCAGAACCCCAGGGUAGCAUAACCAUGACUAGUCUCCUCACAUGUCUCAUUUGUGCCAGCUUAACUGUGUUUUUGCUCACGAUUGGUGUAAUAGUCUGGAGGUAUCAUUGUGUUUGUAGGCGGUGUCUACACGCUGCUUACUAUUAUUUAGACGAUGGCCAGGUUUUUCAAACGGUGCCUGUUCAGAUCCCCGAUUGGGAUGAACAGAAAGGAGCAAUCCCUCUGAGCGCGUUUGAAGAGCAUGUGAAUCAGCUUCACGCAGACGGUGACAUUGGUUUCAGCAAGGAAUAUGAAGCAAUCCAGUUUGAUCUCUCCAAUCAAGACUCCUUAUUUACAGCUCAGUAUUUGUCGCAACAGCCUGAAAAUAAGAACAAAAACCGUUACUUAAAUAUUUUGGCCUAUGAUCACUCCAGAGUCCGUCUAGCGCCUGUGCCUGGAGUUCGAGGUAGUGAUUAUAUUAAUGCCAAUUUCAUUGAUGGAUUUAAGCAGGCAAAUGCUUACAUUGGCACGCAAGGUCCUCUACCAACAACUUUUGAUUGUUUUUGGCGAAUGAUUUGGGAGCAGCGCGUUGUUAUAAUCGUCAUGAUAACAAAUCUUGUGGAAAGAGGAAGGCGGAAAUGUGACAUGUACUGGCCAAAAGAAGGUACUGAAACAUACGGCUCCGUUCAGGUUACAUUGAUCAAAGAAGAUAUCAUGGCUAUGUACACUGUUCGGACUCUAGAAAUUUCUCAUUUAAGAGCCAAAAGAAAAAAUAGCAAUGGCGGUGGUGGAGAACGAAUAGUUUUUCAAUAUCACUACACCAACUGGCCUGAUCAUGGAACGCCUGAUCAUCCAUUGCCAGUUCUUAGUUUCGUAGAAAAAUCCUCAAACGCCAAUCCUUCAGAUGCUGGCCCAAUAGUUGUUCAUUGCAGUGCUGGCGUAGGCAGGACAGGGACUUACAUUGUCUUGGAUGCUAUGUUGAAGCAAAUUCGUCACAAAGGGGAAGUCAGUAUUUGCAAAUUCCUGCAUCAUAUUCGUAAUCAACGAAACUUUCUAGUUCAGACUGAAGAACAGUAUAUUUUCAUUCAUGAUGCUUUGUUGGAGGCAAUUAACUGUAGUCAAACUCAUAUAGGUCAACAGACGAUGCUGGAGAUCCUUCAGAAUCCAACUGAUACAACAACUGAAGCUUGGAAACAAUUGGAAGUGCAUUUUAAGAUGGUCAUUUCGUACGAGCCGAAAGAUUAUAAUCUAGUGAGUGCGAAUAAAUCAAGUAAUCAACCAAAAAAUAGAAAUAAAGAUCUACUUCCAGUAGAAAGUAGUAGAGUUUAUCUUACACCCAAACCAGGAAUUGAUGGUAGCGAUUAUAUCAAUGCCUCGUGGUGCCUAGGUUUUAAGAAGUUACGUGAGUUUAUUAUAACUCAGCAUCCUUUAGAAUCAACAGUAUUAGAUUUUUGGCAAAUGAUUUGGGACCAUAAUGCUCAAACUAUUGUUUUAUUAACUGACCCUGAAAACUCCCUAGAGGAGUAUGGAAUUUUCUGGCCUCAAGAGCCUGAAGAAAUUCUAGAUGGUGAUAGUUUUAAGGUUAAGUGCAUAGAGCAUAACGAAUUAGAUGGAUACAUCACAAGGGACUUUACUGUGCAUUCGCAGCAAGAUGAUUAUGAAUUAUCCGUACGCAUAAUUCAGUCUUCAAACUAUUUUUCCAAUCUUGAGUCUUUGUACAAACUUCUUGAAAUUGUUCAAGAGUGGCAUUUAGAAUAUCAAAAUGGACCUGUUGUUGUAGUAGACAAGUUUGGUGGAACAGAGGCAGCUACAUUUUGCUGCUUGGCAACAUUAAGCAAACAACUGGAGUAUGAAAACAGUGCUGAUGUUUGCAUGUAUGCCAAAAUGUACCAUAACAGGCGUCCUGGUAUUUGGAAAUCAGUCAAUGACUAUCUUUUGUUGUACCAAGCGCUGGAAGGUCUUGCAGCCAGGAAAAAUAUUGCCAUAGUUCCAACAAAUGCAAAUUGCAAUUUGAAUCAUAGUCUUACCAAUGGAUAUACAAAUACAAAUGGUUCAAACGUGCAAGCAUAGGUAAGAUUAUGAAAGUACAUAUUUUCCAAUUGUUACGCCCUAUUUUGUGGAACUUGGCGAUAAUGAAAAAUUAACUUUAAGUUAGUCAAGAUCAUAUGUGAAUUGAACAAGUUUCUCAUCAAUUUAAAAAAAAGGGAGAAAAAAUAAUUAGGUGGAAGAAUUAAGAAGAAAUGGCGUAUCUACUUCUAAAAUCUACUUUUACAUUGUUAUUUUGAUAGUAUUUUCUCAACUUACAAUCUUUGAUGUGACUCGAUGACUUUUUUUAUAGCUCUUUUAUACCACUUCCCCUCAAUUUGUUACUUACAGUGAAAAACGACUUUUUCAUGUUUUGUCAUCAAUCUGAGUUUAGCAGAAAGAAACUCUUUUGGAUUUUUCAGAAUCAUCAUAUCUGCUAUUGAUGCAGAUAGGAGCUUAUCUAAAAAUGUCUUCGGACCCAGUUUCUUUUUGAUAAACGUGGCUCAGUUAAUGCACUUUUCAUUUCAAGUAUCCUUAAACUUGAAAAGCUUUUGCAAUUCUGCUUUUUCAAGAAGGGAUGAAAGUAAACAAGUAACGGACUAACCAUGGUUUCAGGUUUUAGAAGUAGUUCAUUUUUGUCAACAUUCUUGUAUUCUAUUGCCAUUGGUCUCAUAACUAAUUUUCUUGUAUUGUGUGUAUCAAAUAGUCAAAUUCAUGCUACAUACAAUAAAAGCGCCAAAGUUUCCAUUAGAUAAUUUAUAUUUACAGAGAGUAAAGUCUGUGGUUGUUUUGACACAUGUAAAAAGCAAAAUGCAAAUCAAAAUUAGUCGGAUCGAUAGAAUUUAUUGUAAGUAGUGCGAGUAAUAUUAUGCCAGAAAAAUGGCUGGCCAUCCUUUUCAGCUUGCUCUUUUAUCUGCCCCUCUUUUUAGUUAGUAUAGUUAUACCUCGAUUGUCUACUUAUCACUUUUCCGACAAGACAAUGAGACAUAGCCGACCCGCUAAUAUUUGCCUUUAAAAGAGAAAUUUGGCAGCCGUUACGAGGUUAGUGAAGGUGUCGUGACAGAUGAACGGUUUUGUGUGGGUAACUUAAUAUCUAAUGCAUUAUCAUGCAUUUGUGGAUGCAUAUUUCAUAUAUAUUUAAUGUCAUUUUAAGCGUUUAAUGCAUUUUUGAUUAUGCAGCAUUUUAGAUAUCCAACUCAAGCUUCCGUUAUAAAUCAUAGGACAACCGAGGUAUUACUGUACAUUCAAAAAGCGAGUCAAAAACUUGAUAGAGUUUCUUAGAACUAAGAAUAUUAUGUUUUAAUCCCUUCUAAGUGCUAUGCAAGUAGAAAAUUUGAGUUAAAGUUGAUUUAGGUCGGUUUAAAAGUAAGAACCAUAUCAUAACUUGAAGUAACUGAUACAGGUGAAGUUACGGAUCAUCAGUUGUAGGUUUAUUCUUGUGGAGGCUAUCGUGAUUUUUCAAUCAUCCGUUAAUGUGUGUUACUAUGUCAUUCAGUAGGUAAUUUUGCAGUUAAAUAUUUUUGACUCGCUUUUUAUGAUUUAUCAUUUGUAUUAGUAUUACUUUCCAUACUUUUACAUUUUCAGUUUUUGUACAAAUCAUUCUCUGAGAUGCCUUAUUUUAGUUUUAACCGUUUUGAGGGCAAAAAUUGGUUGUUAAAAGUUGCUUUUCUGCGCUGUGUUCUCACAUUGUAGCAUCUUAUAAUUUAUUAAAAUAGACUGAAACAUGACUGAAGUUUUUCAAAUGUUUUGGAAUUUUGUAAUUUUAGUUACAUCCAAAAUCCUUGUAAAUUUUCAGCAUAUUGUAAUUGACAGUCAACAGCGUGAAUAACGUUGAAAGAAGACCUCAGACUCUAAGUCUGGUUAGAUGUUGUUCCCCUCCAACACUUAAUCGCUUUUAAAGCUCUUGUCAACUUCAUUUUCCUUUCUUUUGUACAUUUUUACCCUGGUAUAUUCUCAUAUCGUACAAAAUCAUUUGAUGUGUCUCUCCUCUCAAACGAUCCGUAUAGUUGUGCAGACUGCUCUUGCUCAGAUUUAAUUUGAAUCCUAGGUAGGUUUGAAUUUUAUUUGUAAGCAGUGCCAAAGAUUUCUAUGCUUUGAUUUCUAAUUUAUUCUUUUUCUUUUAUUAUAAUUAGUUUUAUCUUCUUAACCUUUUUUAAGAAAAUAAUUAUUUUUUCUUCUGAGGAGCAUGUAAAAGUUGCUUGUACAUAUACACAUUCUCUUUGCUCAGAAUUUUCAGAAACCUGUUUGUUUGUUUGCAUUUUCAGCAAUCUUAAAGAUGCUGCUGUAGCUCUGUUGGAAAUUUCAAAAUUGCAUCCUAUUAUGAUUUUAUUUAUUUUCCUUUCAGAACUUAAAUUUUAGCAUAGGUGACUUUUCUCUGAAGAAUUGUAAUUUUAGUACUGGUGACUUGUACUUCCCUGGUGCCUGUUUCAAUCUAUUAAUGAUUCCCUUGAAAAUUGAAUUUUCAAUUCGUAAUCAUCGAAGAUUCGUAUUUCCUGUUAUUUCAAACUGUGAUAUUCAUUUUCCCUCUUCUUUUAUUUAUUUAUUUAUUAUUUUUUUUUAGUUUUGUGGUGCCAAAAAAAAAUUUGUUUCAUUAAUUCUGCUGGAAGAAUCUUGGUUCAACCAAACUCUGUCUUUCAGCAUAACCCCUAUACUUCUCCCAUUAAAGUAUUCAAAGAGCGCAACUUGUUAAUAGAGCCAAAAGUUGACCUUAAAAUCAUUAAGUGUCACAAAGUUUUUCUAAUUGAACAUCAUGAUCAUGUCAUUUCAGAUGUUUGAAUGAAAGCCAAAAAGAAUUCUUUGAACACAGUGUUGAAUGGUAACCCUAUAUUUUUAGCGGAUGCCGUUCCUCAAAGCUCAUCUCAUGACUGAAAAGUUACCAUUGCACCUUCAGAGUUUGUCAUAUUGAUUCUUGGGGAAAAUUGUUUAAAGACUAUAUCCUGAUAUUUUCAAAUUACAGUUUUCUAGAAAGGACUUCAAUGUAGUAUUUUAAUAAUGUUUACCAUCGUGUCUUCCUUAAGUCUUAAGGGAUCAAAUGAGCACAUGGAAAGAAGUAAAAAUGUUGGGUUGCAAGGUCAGAAAAAACCUUAGUCAGAAAGCGUAACAGAAAAUAACAAAUAUCAAUUAAUGAGGAACUGAGAGGUACUGGGGAUAUGAAAAUAAUUAACAUGGAUGACAGUUCUGGACCUUUACGACUAUGUGUAGUUCCCUUCCAUUAACUGUUUGCUUGUGUGUUAAUUUUGCUAGCUUCACAGUGCUACACAUUUUUCAGUAUAGUGAGUCAUUCAAAGAUCAUUAAAGAUAGUUGAUCAAAUUUGUCGGUGCAAUGGUAUCAAAUUCAGAUUUCCUGUAAAAUCUGCAGGAAAUGACUUGUGAAGUACAAAGAGUGUGUGUGGGAAGAGGUUGUCCCAUUUAUCAUGGUUAUUCAGUAGAUUUCAUCGAAAAAAUUUCUGUAUUUAUUUUACUGAAAGCUGUUGUAGAAGCAAAACUCUUUCUCCCAUUUCCAAAUGAUCUCCUCAAGUUUGAAUUGAAACAGAGGCAUUUUAAAAGUGCAACCGAGCAAUAAAUAGGACUGAAAGCUCAACGUUCUGAUCAAUGUUCUUUUAAUCUUUCGUGUCAUGUCACUCUUUUCUUCAGCAGUCGUUUCGGUCCUCAGCCAAAUUUUAACCGUGUCAUUCAAUUGUACUUGUUACAGAAAAAAGUUUUGAUAGUUCAAGUUUAUAAAUUAGCAAAAAUUAAUGAGAUUUGUCCAAAUGUAGAAGUUCUACAUCCAUUAAUAAUGGAGAUAUCACUCAUCAAAGAACACCUAUUAUGGUUUCAUCCACUGCGAUAGUGCAUAUCAAAUUUUUCUCCACUUCAGUUUCAUCAAUCAGUGAUACACACAGUUGAACAGAUUGCUUGACAUUUGUUGUCACAAACACAUUUGAAGUCUGAUGGGUACUUAUUUGCAUUUUGCUAAUAUGAGUGUGAAUAUCUUUGGUAACAUACACCUGAAACAAAUAAUGAAAAAACUGUGCUGAGUACGAACUCAAGACAAAGAUUACCUAAUUUGGCGAAAUUUUUAGUACUACCAGGAGAGUCAUCCCCAUCAACCUUCGUGACGCCAUCCAUAAUCCAUACCAUGGUUCCUUCUACCUUAAAUUCAUCAAUUAGUGUUACAUACAGUUGAGCGGGUCACUUGAUGUGAAACAUUAAUGAAAUCAAGGUGGAAGAAACCGCAGUAUGUGCUACUACAGUAGAUUAUGUCUAAUACCAUAAGUGAUAUCUUUGAUAAUAUUGGACAUUGGAACCUGAUGUUUAAACAGAUCGUAUAAAUUUCUGCUAAUUUCUAAGUCAAAUCAUCUCAAAACAAUUCUGUGGCGGGCACAAGUGACCGAUUGGUGGUCAAUUCAAUACUGAAAUCAAAAACUUCCGUUUUCAGUGAAUCAACUACGAAGAAAGCACAAUUUGUCAAUUAUAUAUGCAUUUUUCACUCCAGACAGUUUUACUGAAGGGGUCAGUAAUAUAUGGUCAUCCAUAAACAUUAAUUUCAUAAAAUUUUCUUAACAUGUAAGUGAAUUCAUUAUAAGUCUAUUCUAGUGUACAUUUUUACUGAAUUACACAUCACCUAUCGAUCUCAGGUACAUAAAACUUUUGUUAAGCUAUUCCUAAGUUUGGUUAUUGGUAGGCAAGCAUACUUCCCAUUUACGACUCAUGGUAGGAUAUCUCAUUUGUCAUUUUUUCAUGGACAUCAUGUUUAAUGUAGUACAUGUGGACCCAGUUUAACAGAAACGCACCAAGUUUGAACCAAGAAAAUGAGCUUUGACAUUUUAUACCUCCGUAAGACUCACUCUUGGGGUCAAAGUUAAAAGAAUAUUUUGACAUUCAAAACAUUUCUCCUCAACUUUGAACUUUUGACAGGAAAAAAUUUACGUUUACUUCAUUUCAAAGCCACCUCUAAAUCAUUUUUUUAUUCCGAAGUCCGGCUUUUUGCGUCUCUGUCCAUUUUGGUCCAUUUCUUUAUCCGUUCAAUUCACUCCAAGGGCUGCUUUCUAUGUUUGUUUUUUUAACUUGUAAAGGCUUGCUAAAACCUUCAAAUAAUAAGAAUGAUUUGAAUAUGUCCCUAAAACUGUAAUCAACCAAAUUAAAGUUUUUUGGUUCCUCUAUGAAUCCUUUGAAAUAUUGUGAUUGCGCUGAUUACUCAAAAGAAAAAUCCUCUCCUCAAGGCAACAUCCACUGUUCUGCAAUCCAAUCUACAGUUAAACCAUGGUAAAUUAACCAGGUAUGAAUUAUCAUUUUAUUCAUCUAACAGUGAUUUGAUGGUUUUUAGAAACUCAAAUGUAGAAUGUUUUGAAAAAGAAACAAAUACUGAGGAAUAUAAGGAUACCAUUUUCAAACAAGAUAUAUAACGAGUCACUUGAUAACAAGACGCAGGUGGUUUUGAUGUGCCUUAUUGAAGUUUUUAGUCAUCCUAAAAACUCACUAUCACUUACUUUCCUAUGUCAGUGACAGUAAGUUUUGAGAAGCUACUAGAAAUGCCAAAAGCUAUCAAGAUAUCUCUGUUUUUAAGUCCAAUUUUUUUUCAAUUUAUGAGUCUUUUUUACCAAGUCUGUUCUUUCAUGAUUUAAAUGGUUGGAGUUUUCUCUCGCCAUGCAUUUUAUUGACACUGCAUUUGAACUUCAAUAAAAUGUGUGAAUUUUAAUCAUAGGCAAUUUAAACUUUUAAUUCAUUUCUUAAUUUCUUCCUUUUGUACGUUUUUUUAUCACAAGGAAGCUUAAAAAAUCACAUUCCUGAUGAAGAAUCCCUCUUAAUAGAUCAGUGAAAUAGAUUAGCAUUUAUUCAUUUAGUGAGCAGAAUUACGGUUUGGCAGAUGAGUUGUUUAGACAAUGUGUUAGUGAUUUUGCCAACGUGCGCAUAUCUUUUUGAUGAUCCCUCUUCUCUGGUACUUCAGUUUUAGACUGAAUUUUAAAGCAGGCUGACAGAUUCAUUCAUUAGUUUUUUAUUUUUAUGUUUUAUCCAAUGCCCCCUCCCUCAAAUUUGUAUAGCAAAUCUUGUUAGACCAUGUCAAGCUGAGCCCCAGUCCAAUGUGUUUAGCAUUGAAAAGUGCAUUUUCAAUGUCUGUCAAUCUUCACUUUUGGCUCCUGUUGAAAUUUUAUCGCAGUUGAACAGACUCUUCUCCCCAAGGCCCCUUGCUUUUAUUUCAGUACCUCCAUAAUUUUUAAUAUUUUUAUGUUUUACUUUAAGAAUCAAAAUAUCUAAUUUUCUUUUGUAAAGUAAUUUUUGCUGUUAUUUAUUGUAUUCAUAUUCUUUUCUUGACUUUACUCCUAAAACCUGGGGACAAUAAUUUUUUGCUGCUUUUAAUGGCAAAUGAAGAAUGAAAGCUCUCCUCAUCAGGGAUAUUAUUACUUCACAAAAUGUGACCUAAAAAUCUUUCCAUUUUAAAAAAUUAAGAAAUUCUUCAAGAAAUGUGUUCUGCCAUGCUGAGCUGAGCUCAAACCUUUCUUGUGUAUGACUCAUUGGAUAGUAAAUUCAGACUCUCCAUCCUCAAACCAAUCAUGCAAUACUCCUAAAAGCAACUCUGUAAAGCAGCUCUUGUAAAUCGGCCUUCAUCUGAACGUCACAUGUCUUGUAUACUUGUGUCUUCAAACCAACCUUCUUUUGUUCAUUAACAUCUGUUUUCACUAUGUGCGCAGCCUCUUCAUUUUUCAAAGUCAUUAAUAUCUGAUCAAGUAAAUAGAGAUUGGCUGUUAUAACACUGACCCAUUUAAGUGAGCUAACUGAGUGUUUCAAUUGCAACCAUCCUUGUAGCCAAAAGUAGGGGGACUGGUCAUCAAUGAUACAAACUUGGACUUGAUUGUGCUGAACAAAACAGUGUAUGCGCAAUUAGUUUCCUUGUGCAAAUGGGUGUUUUUAUGGAUGAGCCGAAAACAGUAGUUUCUUUUUGCAGAAUGUAGGUCUGUUCUCUCUCUCGACUGAAAGAAGGAAAUUCCCCUAUUUUCUUUUCAUUUACCUACGUCAAAAUCUCUGGUGGAGUAUUUAAACUUUGUCAUCCCUAAGAUUCGUAAUUAUCUGUGCUAGCCAAUAGGCAAGCGUCUAAUUUCACAUGAGGCAUUUUAUAUUGGGAGAGAGAAUUAGAAUGCUUAGAGGAAGAAUGACAAAUGAUUGCUUAUUAUAAAAGUAAUCAUUUGAAAAUUUGAUAAUGUUUUCUCUCUUAAUUAGAUUUUUCAAUGCUUUGUUACUUGUUCAUUUGUUUUAUUAGCCCUUUCUUCCAUUUUUUUUUGCUGAAUAAUUAGUUAAGUCUAAAACAAGCUUUUUCAAUUUGUCUGAAUUGAAAUUUAUCUUUGCUGUUUGUAUUGUCUCAUUAUUUCACAACUAGCUUCAUUCGUAUGUGAAUUAUUCCUUUUUUUAUUUUUCUUUAUUUCUUUUUAUGCGACUCUUUCUAGUCUUGUAAAAAACAUCGAAUUCAUAGUCUCUCUUCUUAGACCUAAGUUUAAUUUAUUCACACACUAUCAUUGAUCAAGGCAAUCAAAGUUGUUAUGAAUACAACAAAACCCUCUAACCAUUAAAGUGCUGUAAUAUCUCUAUCAUCGCCUAAACUUUAACAAUUCUGUGACUCACUAAGCCAUUGUCUUAUGAUGAGGUGAAGAAUUCAUGCCCCUAUGUCGGUAAUAUUUUCCACUAAAUAAUAAAAACCUUUACAGUUUAGCCUUUUAACAUAGUGGCUGAAAUUACGCACUUUACUGUAAUUUCAAAUGUCGCCGUACCAAUCAUGUUCAUUAUUAUCUUGGCCUGAAAGUUUUAAUCAGUAAAGCUGGAGGUUUUUUUUUUGGAGGAGAGAGGAGAGGAAAUGGGAGCCUUUUCUUAUCGUAAAAUAUAUGUCUGUGUCAUAUUUUUACGAUCCUAAUGGCAUGGGAACUUUGAUUAAAAAUUGUUAUCCACUUGUGACUGGUUUAGGACCAAAUCAGUGCAAAUCAAUCAAUCAUCACUGUUUUUUAAGUACCUGAUUUUACUUUCCUUCUGUAUUUUUGGAUUGUAAUAUCAGUUUGUUUUUCUUUAUAACUGUUACUGUUUUUACUUCUACAUUGAAUUGCCCCAAUUUUUGAGUAACCAAACAUCUCUGGAGAGGUUUUUUCUCAUAUGAGGGCAUUUAAAAAAAAAAAAAAAAAUCGACUUUUAUUCACUGGAAACUGACGCAUUAUUCAGAAUUUUUCUUUUUUUCCUAGAAAAUUUCAAGGAUCCAUCCUCGAACUUAGAAAUGAAUGUUGUCCACAUUAACCUUGACUUAUGUAAAUCAUUGGGUAUUUCAAAUUAUAUUCAUGAAUAACAGAACCAUAGCAGGUCGUGCCUUUCUGCUUUCUAAAGUCCAAACAUUAGCCUAGAGUGGCCCCAAAUCAGCUAAAAGCGGCUAACCAGUCAGAAAUAAUAGUGCGAAAAUAAAUGGCUGCUGCAUGAAGGCUUUGUAACUCUUUUACCCUACCAACAAGAAUGAUGGUCCUAUGAGAAGUGUUUCCAUCAGAAAAAAUUCCAUUUAGACCAAAUUAAAAAUGCAGAAGAAUUCCAUUUUUGUCCCUGUUUUGUUCUCAAAUUCUGAACUUUAAAUAGUCGUAUCAUAUUUAUCAAAGUAGGUGAGCAAACAUGUUUUCCUGGUUUAUCUUGCAGUGGACAGUUUUGCCAUUUAUCACGUAAGUUUCAAGGAACCCACAGUUGUGUUUCCCCUUUUUGUUAUGCGAGCUAUAUUACACCAAUUGUGGUCAAAUUUUUCUCAUUUAUUUUUAUCAUAUUUUUUUUUACCUUUUGAUUUUUUAGGGAUGUUAAAAUGCGUAUUUGUGUAAUACAAUCAUAGGAAAAAUGAAAAAAAAAAAACAAACAAACAGAAAACAAAAAGCCUUUAAUGUGACCGGAAAAAAAAGAACACAGAAAAAGGGAAAGCGUGACUUUAAAAUCUUUGCACCAUAGUCUUGGUCAUCUAUUUUUCCUUAUUUUUUUCCUUUUCACUUUCUCGCUCCCCUUGCGGGUAGAGGAAAUAUUUGUUAAUUGUUUGUGAGGUACAACAUGUUCUUAAGUUCUCUUCAAUAUAAUCCCAAAAUUUGAAAUGUGAAAAAUACUUGAAAUCUGCCUUAAUUAGCCUGACUUUCCAACAGACCAAAGAGAAGGUUUGGAAAAAAUACGAACUCUUUGAAAACUUUCCACAGGAGAGUUGAGACCUCUAAGUAGAUCCAUGAAAUAUGAAAUGGUUGAAUCACCUUGAUUCACUAAAAAUAUGGCAAAAUAAGGUUUUUCUAUUGAGAUGAUUCGGUAUGGAAACAGUAAUUUAAAUUGAUCAAUUUUUUAUGAAAUUAUGUAAUGGUAAGCCAAAUGACUCAUGUCUGACAGCAGAAAAAAUCCCCCCUGAAAAUAGGCUUUUUGAUAAGAACCGAGAAAGUAAAAAGAAAAAAGGCGAAGGAUAGAAAUGCAGUGGCUUUAAUUUGGCAGCCUGUAUAAUUUUUUUUUGCUAUGACUAUUAGUACAUUUUCUUCACCUUUUGCAUCAUUACAUGCAUCUUUUUUUCUGAAUUUCUAUUUCGAUCCAAGCAUGGACUGAAAAAGUUUCCUCAAUGUAAAGUGCACCUCAAAGCAGUAAAGUCACUUUCUUCCAAAAGGUGGCAAAAGGUAUGCGUGCUUUCAGCUAUUGACUCCUCCCCCACGACCUCUAAAAAUUUAUGUUAUGUUGCUCGUCAAGUUUAAAUUUUGGCAAUCAUACUUACCCAAACAGCAUCAUUUGUUUCUCUUUGAAUUGUAUUAUAACAUAUUUUUAGUUCUUCAGUUUGUGAAUGCGUAAUGUUAAGACAGUAUGUUUGUAUCUUGAAUGUUUAAAAUGUAAUGCAAAUUGAGAAAAAUAGCAAAAUACAACUUCAUCACUUCAAAAUAGAA
Molecule: messenger RNA, 12904 nt
Organism: Bemisia tabaci
Lineage: Eukaryota; Metazoa; Arthropoda; Insecta; Hemiptera; Aleyrodidae
Product: tyrosine-protein phosphatase 99A
Biological process (GO): protein dephosphorylation
Molecular function (GO): protein tyrosine phosphatase activity; protein binding
Source: RefSeq, a predicted model, not a curated record